AUGGGCUUCCUCGAGGGAAAGUGGCCCAAGGCCUUUAUGGGCACCAUCACCGUCCAGGCCAUACUAUGUCUGGCAUUCGAGGCAUACGUCUUCGCUCAGUUCCAAAUGAACGUCGACUUCCACUCGGAUAACGACACAAACAACUCACAAUACAAGUCCAUCCCCACCUUCUUGACGCUGUUCAUCUUCGGUUUCCUCUACGAGCUGGUGCUGGUAUGGGAUGCGCUGCGGAUGAAGAAUACCAUUCAGGUCAUUGGCAUUUGCUUCGCCAACCUCGCCCUCAUGGUCUACACCACCAUCCAGAUCGACCAGAUUUCCACCUCGUUCGACAAGCUCGAGGACACGGGCGCCAUCAAGCCCGACCCCAACCACGGCAACCAGGGCUUGGACUGGCUGUGGCAGUCAUGCAGGCCCUACCUCGUUGCCAUUCCCAUCAUCCUCGGCUUCGGCACCAUCAUCAUCUCCUUCAUCGCCUACAAGCUGUACCAGGUCUUUGCCUGGGAUAUCCUCAAGCAGAUCGGCGCCGACUACCGCAUGAAGAACCGCUUCUUGCACUACCAGAUCUACAUCGCUCUCCUUAAGUUCGAUUUCUUCUUCUUCCUCGGCUUCACGGUCCAGUUCCUCGUCAUCGUGACGGGCAAGACGGACCUCGAGCUGAGCCUGACCAUCGCCGCCAUCCCCAUCACCAUCGCCAUCCUGCUGCUCGCCGCCUUCUUCACCCGCCGUGAGAUCAAAGCCGGCAUGAUCGCCAUCAUCGCCCUCUACUUUGGCGGCCUCGCCUACUUCUUCUUCAAACUCGUCCGCAUCUACCAGCCCGGCUUCCGGGACCACUACAUCGCUGUGCGCCGCUCCCUGACGGCCUUCUCGGUGCUGACCAUCCUGCUCAUCAUCCUGACCAUCGUCAACGCCUUCAUCUGCAUGAACAACUUUGGAGCCGGCCUCAAGGCCCACCUGCUCAAGAAGAGCGCCGACGAGGAGAAGCAGCCCGACGCCAACUCGAUCGGCCUCAGCGACGUCAAGCCCCAGCUGCCGAGCCGGAUGACGAUCGACUAA
This is a messenger RNA of Thyridium curvatum, 1053 nucleotides long. RefSeq lists its product as uncharacterized. The coding region runs from base 1 to 1053 and encodes 350 amino acids. Gene Ontology annotation, cellular component: Golgi apparatus. The record is from RefSeq and is a predicted model, not a curated record. Lineage: Eukaryota; Fungi; Ascomycota; Sordariomycetes; Thyridiales; Thyridiaceae. The transcript has 3 exons.